AUGCACAGGACGGUGGCAAGAGUAUCGAGCAUCGAGCAGCCAGGGAGUAAAAUAUUGUUCGUAAACUGGCCAAAGUGGCUAUUUCCAGCAGGUACCCUAAAGAGAAUUGUGUUACUUGACAGACACGACUGUCCUCCUCAAAGUCCAACAUCGUGGACGGCCGAGAAAAUAUUCCGUUCUGUCUACUACGUUACAUAUGUGAUGAGAUCAACGGAACGGUACGGAGCUAGCUGUCUACUCAAAGCUGGUUUACAAAACGACGCAAGAGUUGUAGAGAUGCCACCAGCGAACCUUAAGUGUCAACUGGAACGUAGCGGUGCGUAUGAUCGACUCUGCUCAACUCCCAGCUGCGUGGAUUGA
Messenger RNA from Necator americanus (New World hookworm), 360 nucleotides. RefSeq lists its product as uncharacterized. The transcript has a single exon. The record is from RefSeq and is a predicted model, not a curated record. Lineage: Eukaryota; Metazoa; Nematoda; Chromadorea; Rhabditida; Ancylostomatidae. The coding region runs from base 1 to 360 and encodes 119 amino acids.